UCUUAUCACUCACAAAUGCUGAGUAAACUCGGGGAAAGAAAGGUUGGUUUCCCCACGGAGCGCCAGAGCAACAAGCUUUAUGAGCUUUUAGAUGACAGAAAACUCGCAAAAACUUUGCAUCCACCCACUUGUAGAAAGUUUGCAGGACGUAUGCUUGUUAGGACAUUCUUCGGGGGAUUGUAAAGAGGGGUUUGCUUAGAUAAGCCCGUUCAUGCUUUUUCACGUGAAAGCGCCUUUAUAAGGCCUUAUUUUGUUGGAGACAUUUGGGCGGCAACGCUGCAAGAAAAGGACUUGUCUUUUGUGCAAAGUGUAAUUUGUCCGCUUCGUCAUGGCAGCGUAUACGUUACCGGAGGGAUUCACGGAAUUUGACAUGUUUGCAUUCGGAUCAGCACUUCUUGUUGGGGGGGUGCUGGGAUUCUUCCUCAAUGGUGUCAGCAUCCUGUCUUUCCUCAGGGUGAGGGAGAUGCGCAAUCCCAGCAGCUUCCUGGUGUUCAACCUUGCUGUGGCCGACCUCAGUUUGAAUAUUAGUGGCCUCACAGCUGCUUAUGCAAGCUAUCUCAGGUACUGGCCAUUUGGUCAAGAUGGCUGUACCUAUCAUGCUUUCCAUGGGAUGACAUCGAUACUGGCAUCCAUCAGUUUCAUAGCUGCAGUCGCUUGGGACAGAUAUCACCAGUAUUGCACCAGACAGAAGCUUUUCUGGACCACAUCUAUCACAAUCAGCAGCAUCAUCUGGAUACUCGCCAUCUUCUGGUCUGCUGUUCCUCUCAUGGGAUGGGGCGUCUAUGACUUUGAGCCAAUGAGGACAUGCUGCACACUGGACUACACCAGAGGGGACAGGGACUACAUCACCUACAUGCUAAGUCUGGUGGUGCUCUACCUGCUGUUCCCAGCUUAUACAAUGUUCUCAUGUUACGAUUCAAUCUACAAACAUUUCAAGAAGAUCCAUCAUCACAGGUUUAACACCAGUUUGCCUUUGAGGGUACUGCUGAUGUGCUGGGGCCCCUACGUCAUCAUGUGUCUCUAUGCCUGCUUUGACAACGUGAAGCUCGUCUCUCCAAAGCUAAGAAUGAUGCUUCCAGUUAUUGCAAAGACAAAUCCUAUAUUCAACGCUCUCCUCUACUCGUUUGGAAAUGAGUUCUACCGAGGAGGAGUUUGGCAUUUCCUCACAGGACAGAAGAUUGUUGAACCAGAUAUUAAGAAGUCAAAGUAAAAGAAAACCCAGCAUGUUCUGGCAAAAACCCAACAAUAAUCUGCUUUAUUGAUAGGUUCCUCAUACUAGCAUAGUAGGAUGUUGUGAAGUAAACGUUACCAAGGCAUUUAGAUGUUUUGUGUCAUUUUCAUAUUAUUUGGACAGUAGAUGAAACUCAGGACAGUCUGUCCGCUUGGAGCCACUGUACCUCGUGUUGGAUUUAGUUCAAUCUAUGAAAAACAUGCUGCAGGUAAUUUUACCAUUUAAAAUUUUCAUGCGUUCUUUUUUUUUUUUUUCAGCAGCUCGCCUUUAACCUGCAUUGCUCCUCCGUACGUGUGAACAAUAAACACAGAUGUUGCUCCUC
Archocentrus centrarchus (flier cichlid) is the source of this 1553-nucleotide messenger RNA. It is a transcript of the gene rgrb, whose product is annotated as retinal G protein coupled receptor b. The transcript is spliced from 7 exons. Lineage: Eukaryota; Metazoa; Chordata; Actinopteri; Cichliformes; Cichlidae. The coding region runs from base 329 to 1210 and encodes 293 amino acids. The record is from RefSeq and is a predicted model, not a curated record. Gene Ontology annotation, molecular function: G protein-coupled receptor activity. Gene Ontology annotation, biological process: G protein-coupled receptor signaling pathway; phototransduction; visual perception. Gene Ontology annotation, cellular component: membrane.